CGGCCGCCAAACAAAGGUACCAGUCGCCGCCGCGGGAGGAGGAGGAGCCGGCGCCUGAGCCGCGGCCGCCGCUGGACCGGCCGCCUUCUCUAUCUCUCCCCAGGCCUUGCCGCUUUUGGGUGGAAGAGGCGCGGGAGUGUGUCCGCGCGGCGCUGGGACCUCGGCUCCGCAGAGGUGCAGGUGACUCGGGGGUUCGCGAGGGGAUCGUCGUCCCAGAGGCACCAUGAAGGCCCUUGAUGAGCCUCCCUAUUUGACAGUGGGCACUGAUGUCAGCGCCAAAUACAGAGGAGCCUUUUGUGAAGCCAAGAUCAAGACAGCAAAAAGACUUGUCAAAGUCAAGGUGACUUUUAGACAUGAUUCUUCAACAGUGGAAGUUCAGGAUGAUCAUAUAAAGGGCCCACUAAAGGUGGGAGCCGUUGUGGAAGUGAAGAAUCUUGAUGGCACAUAUCAGGAAGCUGUUAUCAACAAACUGACAGAUGCGAGUUGGUAUACUGUAGUUUUUGAUGAUGGAGAUGAGAAGACCCUGAGGAGAUCUUCGCUGUGCCUGAAAGGAGAGAGGCAUUUUGCCGAGAGUGAAACCUUAGACCAGCUCCCACUCACCAACCCUGAGCAUUUUGGCACUCCUGUCAUAGGAAAGAAAACAAAUAGAGGAAGAAGAUCUAAUCAUGUCCCAGAGGAAGAGUCUUCAUCAUCCUCCAGUGAUGAAGAUGAAGAUGACAGGAAACAGACUGACGAGCUACUUGGCAAGGUUGUCUGUGUGGACUGCAUCAGUCUGGACAAGAAGAAGUCACUGUGGUUCCCAGCACUGGUUGUUUGUCCUGAUUGUAGUGAUGAGAUUGCUGUGAAAAAAGAUAAUAUUCUUGUUCGAUCUUUCAAAGAUGGCAAAUUCACUUCAGUCCCUAGAAAAGAUGUCCAUGAGAUCACCAGUGAUUCUGCACCAAAGCCUGAUGCCUUGUUAAAACAAGCCUUUGACCAGGCGCUUGAAUUCCACACAAGUAGAACUGUCCCUGCAAACUGGAAGACAGAGCUGAAAGAGGAUAGCUCUAGCAGUGAGGCAGAAGAGGAGGAAGAGGAGGAAGAUGAUGAAAAAGAGAAGGAAGAUAAUAGCAGUGAAGAAGAGGAAGAAAUAGAACCAUUUCCAGAAGAAAGGGAGAAUUUUCUUCAGCAGUUGUAUAAAUUUAUGGAAGAUAGAGGUACACCUAUUAACAAACGACCUGUACUUGGGUAUAGAAAUUUGAAUCUUUUCAAGUUAUUCAGACUUGUACACAAACUUGGGGGAUUUGAUAAUAUUGAAAGUGGAGCUGUUUGGAAGCAAGUCUAUCAAGAUCUUGGGAUCCCUGUCUUAAAUUCAGCUGCAGGAUAUAAUGUGAAAUGUGCUUAUAAAAAAUAUUUAUAUGGUUUUGAGGAGUAUUGUAGGUCAGCACACAUUGAAUUUCAGAUGGCAUUGCCAGAGAAAGUUCUUAACAAGCCAUGUAAAGAUUGUGAGAAUGUAAAAGAAAUAAAAGUUAAGGAAGAAAGUGAAACAGAGAUCAAAGAAAGCAGCACUGACGAGGACAAAGACGGGGUACUGAAUGAACAGAAGCCAGAGGACGGAAUGGAAGGAAAGGAGACUGUCAAACCUUCUUUGGGAGGUAAAAAAAGUAUAUUAGAGUCCACACCUGCCCUAUUUGAUCGAGAACAAGAAGCAUGCACAACAAAACUAGAAGAAAAGGAAAACCUGGAAGAUAAAGAUGACCACACAGCUAGGGUGGAGGACUGCCUGGGCAUCAAGGUAGAAGCUGAGGAAGAAAAAGCGAAAUCUGGAGAUGAAACGAAUAAAGAGGAUGAUGAAGAUGAUGAAGACAUAGAAGAGGAGGAGGAGGAGGAAGAGGACGAUGAGGAAGAUGAGGAGGACACCAAUGAGGCAGAGGAGUUUGACUGCUACCCAGCAGGCAUGAAAGUCCAAGUGCGGUACGGACGAGGGAAAAGUCAGAAAGUGUAUGACGCUAGCAUAAAAGACUCUGAUGUCGAAGGAGGAGAGGUCCUUUACUUGGUGCAUUACUGCGGAUGGAACGUGAGAUAUGAUGAAUGGAUUAAAGCAGAUAAAAUAGUAAGACCUGCUGAUAAAAAUGUGCCAAAGAUAAAACAUCGGAAGAAAAUAAAGAGCAUGCUGUGUAUGGACACAUCAUGGAAUAAACUAGACAAAGAAAAAGAUGAAAAAUACUCUCCUAAGAACUGUAAACUUAGACGCUUGUCAAAACCUCCAUUUCCAACGAAUCCAUCUCCUGAGAUGGUUUCCAAACUAGAUCUUGCUGAUGCCAAAAACUCUGAUAUGGCUCAUGUUAAGUCCAUAGAGAUUACUUCAAUCCUUAACGGACUUCAAGCUUCUGAAAGUUCUGCUGAGGAGAGUGAGCAGGAGGAGGAGAGAGGUGCUCAGGAUGCACACAGCUGUGGCCGAGAGGAGACAAAGGUGGACCAUUUGACACACACCCGAAAUGAACUUACUUCAAAGGAAGAACUUCACAGUCCCUGUUUGCUAGAGGAAAACAAAGUCCUUGUAGAUUUGGCAAUACCAAAACCAGUGUCAAAAUCUCCAGAAAGAUUGAGGAAAGAUACGGAAGGAAUAUCAGAAGAUAGUGAUUUUGAAGAAGAUGAUGAAAUCACAAAAAAAAGAAAGGAUGUUAAAAAAGACACCACCGAUAAAUCUUUAAAGCCACAAAUAAAGCGUGGUAAGAGAAGGCAUUGUAAUAUGGAGGAAUGUUCACAAACUGGGUCUCCAGGCAAGAAGGAGGAGAGAUCCAAGAGCAAAGAACCACUGUGUGGAGACAACAGCAGCAACAGCUCCUCGGAUGAGGACGAGGAGGAGCCAUCGAAAGCAAAGACGACUCCCACCAAGAAGUACAAUGGCCUGGAGGAGAAGAGAAAGUCUCUACGGACAACCAGUUUCUAUUCAGGAUUCUCAGAAGUAGCAGAAAAAAGGAUAAAACUUUUAAAUAACUCUGACGAAAGACUUCAGAAUAGCAGGGCUAAAGAUCGCAAAGACGUGUGGUCAAGUAUUCAGGGACAGUGGCCUAAGAAAACGCUGAAGGAGCUUUUCUCCGACUCUGACACUGAGGCUGCAGCUUCUCCACCCCAUCCUGCCCCAGAGGAGGGCCCCGCAGAGGAGUCUCUGCAGCCUGUGGUUGAAGAGGAGAAUUCUUCGCCCGGGGUCGAGCUUGAAACUCCAUUACCAACUGGCAUUGAUAGUAAGCCCACUGAAGAAAAAACUGUAGAGGUGAGCGACAGGAAAGCAGACUUUCCGAGUAGCGGUAGUAACUCAGUGCUCAACACCCCUCCCACUACACCUGAAUCGCCUUCGUCAGUCACUGUGACGGAAGCUAGCCAGCAACAGUCUGUCACAGUGUCAGAGCCUGUGGCUCCAAACCAGGAAGAGAUUCGAAGCAUCAAGAGUGAGACUGACAGCACGGUUGAAGUGGACAGUGUUGUGGGGGAGCUCCAGGACCUCCCAUCGGAAGGGAACAGCUCACCAGCCGGCUUCGACGCCAGUGUGAGCUCCAGCAGUAGCAAUCAGCCAGAACCAGAACAUGUGGAGAAAGCCUGCACAGGUCAGAAAAGAAUGAAAGAUGCUCAGGGAGGAGGAAGUUCAUCAAAAAAGCAGAAAAGAAGCCAUAAAGCCACAGUGGUGAACAACAAAAAGAAGGUGAAAGGCACAAACAGUAGUGACAGUGAAGACCUUUCAGCUGGUGAGAGUGUGACUAAGACUCAGCCUGUCAAGUCAGUGUCCACUGCAAUGAAGCCUCAUAGCACCAAAUCUCCUGCGAGGACGCAGUCUCCAGCAAAGUGUGGGAAGAAUGGGGAUAAAGACCUGGACCUCAAGGAGCCCAACAGCCGGCUGCCCAAAGUGUACAAGUGGAGCUUUCAGAUGUGUUUUAAAUUGACAGCGGACCUGGAAAAUAUGACAAGUGCCGAACGUAUUACAAUUCUUCAAGAAAAACUACAAGAAAUCAGAAAGCAUUAUCUGUCAUUAAAAUCAGAAGUAGCUUCAAUUGACCGGAGGAGAAAGCGUUUGAAGAAGAAAGAGAGAGAAAGUGCUGCUACAUCCUCCUCUUCCUCUUCACCUUCGUCCAGCUCCAUAACAGCUGCUGUGAUGCUCACAUUAGCGGAACCGUCCAUGUCCAGCGCCUCACAGAACGGAAUGUCAGUUGAGUGCAGGUGACAGCAGGACUGGCUAGAGCACUUUGCACUUGAUGGCUGUUGAGGGCCACGUCUUUUGUAUACUGCACAGUGGCACAAAAAAAUCAGACAAGCACUAUUUUAUAUUUAAAAAUUGUUUCUUGACAAGCUGACUUGGCACUUAAGUGCACUUUUUUAUGAAGAAAAAGUACAAUGAACUGCUUUUCCUCAAGCAAUAAUUGUUUCCAACUUGUCUGGGACUUGCGUGUCUGGUAACUUGAAGGCCUUCCACUGUGGCAAAUGGAGGCUUUUCACUGCCUGUAGAGACAAUACAGUAAGCAGAGUGAGGGGGCAGAACAUGUUAAGAUAACUUACUGUAUAUGUAUUCCCUCGUAUUUUGUUAAAGCUGGAACAUUUGAUAUUUUUCCAUUUAUUUAUGAAAAAAUAUGAACCUAUUUUCAUUUGUACAAGCUAAUUGUUUUUUAAAGCAAGUCACCUUAGGGUGGCUUUAAUUGUAUAAGUCAAGCACAUGUAAUAAAUUCAAAACCUGCAGUUAACAGGAUAUUAGACCUCAAUCCUGGUAACCAAAUAUUAAAGAUUCUCUUUAAAAAAGACUGCACAUGUUUACAGGUUUGAAUUAGGCUAAAAGGUCUUCAGUGGCUUUUCAUGCCCCUUCAAUUGGAAAGGAACUACUGUACUUUGCCAUUUUUCUAUAAAUCAGUAUUUUUUUUUAAUUUUGAUAUAAUGCAUUGUGUGAAAAGAAAAUGGCUAAUAAACUGUAUUAAAUCUUAAACAAUGUAUAAAAAUUGUACUUUAGCCAGUUCAAAAUGUAUAUUUAUUCAUAAUGAAUUAUAACAGUUAUAUUUUUGUGUUUUCUUGUAAAUGUUUCUUUUCCCUUAAAUACAGAUAAUUCAUUUGUAUUGCUUAUUUUAUUAUGAGCUUACAACAAAAAGACUUCAGGAACAAGCUGUUAGAAUUGUUCAAGGUUGUUUAUAUGAACUGUCUCACAAAGAUGAAUAUUAUUUUAAAUAUAAAUAGGUAAUUGGGGUAGUAGGCCUAUAAAAUUAAAUGCCUUGUAUAGAACCCAAAACGAACACGAAGUUGCUUUCCACUUUUAUUGACUUUCAGUUGUAUGAUUCUGGUCUGUUCUGUUCGGCACUUGUAUUUAAUUCUUCACCUUUGUAAGACAUGUGUAUAUUGCGGAUGUGUUCACUGAAGCUAUUUAAUACCUGGCACUGUUAAUACACAGUACUUUAUUGUACAGACUGUUUGAAUUGUAGUUCUGUGUGUUUUUUUUUUUUUUUUUUUUUUGGUUGAAUGGGGCUGGCAUAUUUUGUUUCCUGGCAGUACGACAUGAGACUCUGGAGCAUGUCCUUGUAGAUGCCAACAUGUCAGAACCCUCACCUCAGUCCUUCACGUUCAACUUCCCUACGAAAAGCAUCUCCAGUCUUGUAGUGUGUGCUUUCGGUAAUUUUGUUGAAAAUGGUUUCAAGUUAUUCAGAUUUGUACAGGACUGUAAAGAUUUGUUCACAGCAAAAUGUUGAAGAAAAAGCUUAUAGAAUAAAACUAUACAGUAUAUAUUAGGAUCUGCAAACAUGAAGAAUUAUGUAAUAUAUUGUACAAAUGUAAGCAAAGGCUCUGAAAUAAAAUGCCAUAGUUUGUGAA
Messenger RNA from Jaculus jaculus (lesser Egyptian jerboa), 5817 nucleotides. RefSeq names its product AT-rich interaction domain 4B (gene Arid4b). NCBI's taxonomy places the organism in Eukaryota, Metazoa, Chordata, Mammalia, Rodentia, Dipodidae. Gene Ontology annotation, biological process: regulation of transcription by RNA polymerase II. The coding region runs from base 224 to 4195 and encodes 1323 amino acids. The record is from RefSeq and is a predicted model, not a curated record. Gene Ontology annotation, molecular function: transcription cis-regulatory region binding. The transcript is spliced from 25 exons. Gene Ontology annotation, cellular component: nucleus.